AUGGCCGCCGCGCUCCACCGCCGUCUCCUCCUACUCGCCGUCCUCACCGUCUCCGCUCUCCUCCCCCGCGCCGCGGCCGUACGCCCCUUCGUGCUGGUCCUCUCCGGCGAAGACUUCCUCAAGGACCCCUCUGGCGCGCACCCCUCGCUGCCAUCCGCCGACGGGGACAGCGAGGACUGGGAUGACUUCGCGGACGACUCCCCCGCCACCGACCCCCUCCUCUCCCCGUCCUCCUGGAUCCCCCUCCUUGACCCCACCACCCCCUCCCCGUCGGGCGAUCAGCAGGACCCACCGUCCGAUGCGCUCUUCGUCGCGGGCGUCCGCGCCAUGAUCUCAGCGGCAUCCUCGGGGGACGAAGCCGCUUUCUCCACUGCGUCCGCGCAGAUCGACGCUGCAGCCACUGGGGGACACCCCGGCGCACAGUCAGCGCUGGCGUUUCUCUCCGGAGCUGGAAUGGCGCGCCCGGUCUCCCGCUCGCGCGCGUUCCUGCUGGACAAAUUCGCCGCCGACGCAGGUGACCUCCAGUCUAAGAUGGCGCUCGCCUACGCCUAUUUUCGCCAGGAGAUGUAUGAAGAGGCUGUCACACUAUAUGCCGAACUUGCAGAAGCUGCUCUUACAAGCUCCUUAAUCUCGAUGGAGCCACCAGUGAUUGAACCAGUUCGGCUGCACAGUGGAACUGAAGAAAACAAGGAGGCCUUGAGGAAGUCCCGUGGUGAGGAUGAUGAAGAUUUUCAAAUCACGGAGUACCAGGCACAACGAGGCAAUGCUGCCGCAAUGUAUAAAUUAGGGCUUCUGUACUACUAUGGACUACGAGGACUCAGACGUGAUUAUGGCAAAUCAUAUUAUUGGUUCUCUAAGGCUGUGGAGAAAGACGAGCCACGUGCUAUGGAGCUUAUGGGGGAGAUCUUUGCUAGAGGUGCUGGAGUGGAAAGAAACUACACCCUAGCAUACAGGUGGUUGAGACUUGCAGCACAGCAGGAACAGUACUCAGCUUACAAUGGACUGGGUUAUCUCUACGUGAAAGGCUAUGGGGUGGAGAAGAACUUGACAAAAGCAACAGUUUUGUACAAGUCUGUUGCUGAGAGGGGCCCCUGGAGCUCGAUGUCUAGGUGGGCUCUAGAAUCUUAUUUAAAAGGCGACAUAGGGAAGGCAUUGCUCUUAUAUUCUAGAAUGGCAGAUCUUGGGUACGAGGUUGCCCAAAGCAAUGCCGCCUGGAUUCUUGAUAGAUAUGGCGAUGAACAUAUUUGCAUGGGAGAAUCUGGCUUCUGUUCAGAUAUGGAAAGACAUCUCCGUGCACAUGCUUUGUGGUGGCAAGCAUCUGAGCAGGGUAAUGAGCAUGCUGCUCUGUUGAUUGGCGAUGCCUACUACUAUGGCCGGGGUGUAGGGAGGGACUAUGAGCGUGCAGCAGAGGCAUAUAUGCAUGCUCAAUCACAGUCUAAUGCCCACGCCAUGUUUAACCUUGGGUACAUGCAUGAGCACGGUCAUGGACUUCCCCUUGAUCUGCACUUGGCAAAAAGAUAUUAUGAUCAGGCUGUGGAGGUGGAUUCAGCAGCUAAGCUUCCUGUCAUGCUCGCACUAACUAGUCUAUGGAUAAGGAAAAACUAUGCUGGCAGUUUUAUGGUUAAUUUUAUCGACUCGCUGCCGGAGAUGUAUCCUGUAGUUGAGGAAUGGGUGGAAGAUGUCCUGAUGGAUGAAGGGAACGCAACAAUAUUGACUCUAUUUGCUUGCCUUGUAACUGUCCUGUACUUGAGAGAGCGUCAGAGGCGUCAAGUGGUUGCAGACAACCCCCAACAGCCUGACGGUGCACCCAACUAA
Messenger RNA from Triticum turgidum subsp. durum (durum wheat), 1815 nucleotides. NCBI's taxonomy places the organism in Eukaryota, Viridiplantae, Streptophyta, Magnoliopsida, Poales, Poaceae. The record is from the annotation of a GenBank genome assembly.